Branchiostoma floridae (Florida lancelet) is the source of this 11341-nucleotide messenger RNA. RefSeq names its product fibrillin-2-like. Bases 180 to 10952 code for a protein of 3590 amino acids. NCBI's taxonomy places the organism in Eukaryota, Metazoa, Chordata, Leptocardii, Amphioxiformes, Branchiostomatidae. Gene Ontology annotation, biological process: axon guidance. The transcript has 69 exons. Gene Ontology annotation, cellular component: basement membrane; extracellular region. The record is from RefSeq and is a predicted model, not a curated record. Gene Ontology annotation, molecular function: protein binding; peptidase inhibitor activity; extracellular matrix structural constituent.
CGUCAGCAUUACUUGACACAGUUGGCACGAAGGGCGUCCAGAGCGCAGCACUGCCAGCGAAGUUCAGACUUGGCACGGAGUCCAGCUCGCCAGCUAGCCGGUCAGUUUGCCGGGAUCUUUUUGUUCCACAGCCAGGAAAAAUUUGGACCAAGUAAAGACCAGGUGUGCACAGGUGAGCCAUGAGGAUACAAAGAAUACAGUCCUUGUGGUUUGUGGUCCUGGCCCUCGCGGCCCGGACGGCGGUGGCACAGGGCCCAUGCGGACCGUUGCAGUUCCAGUGUAACGACGGGUCUUGCAUCGAGUCCAUCCUGCAGUGCGAUCAAACUCCAGACUGCCCCGAUGAGAGUGAUGAAGAGAAUUGCGGAAUAUUCGGGAAGAGACCGGGCACCUGUCCAAGCCCCACCCUGACUGCCGACGAGUGUCUGCUGAGACCGAGGGUGUACAGGACCUGCGACAUCGAUGCCGACUGCAGGAGCGGCGAGAAGUGCUGCUUUAACGGAUGCGGAUCAGAAUGUAUACAAGUGGUCGCCCGGACGACGUCAUCUGUGUGCGACGAUGACCAGUUCACCUGUGAUGACGGAGAGUGCAUCCCUGCCGACUAUCAGUGUGACGAUGAUGCUGACUGCCAGGACAGGUCUGACGAGAAGAACUGCCCUGUGAGGCAGUGCGCGUCGGACGAGUUCCGCUGUGACAAUGGCGGGUGUGAAGACGCCAUCUACCAGUGCGACGGGGAGGACGACUGUGGGGACAACAGCGACGAAAAAGACUGCCCUGUGGCACCUGGAUCCAGCUGCUUCGUCAACCAGUUCGAGUGCCAGUCAGGUGACGAGUGUGUGGCCAUCACGUACCGCUGUGACGGAGAGGCUGACUGCCAAGACCGCUCUGAUGAAAUUGCUUGUGAUCAGUGCAACUGCAACGGGCAUUCCAAUGAUUGUGACCCUGUCACUGGCCGGUGCCAGAAUUGCGAGCAUAACACCAUGGGCAACUCAUGUGAACGCUGCUUGCCUGGCUUCGUGGGAGACCCCAGAAAGGGGACCCCUAACGACUGUCAGCCGCUUGCGCUGUGUGACUGCAACAACCAUGCCAUAGAGUGUGACGUGUCUGGGAAGUGCCUGAACUGCCAGCAUAACACGGCUGGGGAUCGUUGUGAGAGGUGUGCGCCAGGUUACGAAGGUGACGCGACCCGCGGGACAGAACAGGACUGCCAGCCCGUAGCUAGAUGCAAUUGUAACGGACACUCAAAUGACUGUGACUCACAGGGGAACUGUCUGAACUGUCAGCACAACACCAUGGGAGUCAACUGCGAGCGCUGCAUACCGGGUUACUAUGGUGACCCGCGUAGAGGCACGCCCAGCGACUGCCAAGCCCUCCCCACCUGUAAUUGCUAUGGCCACUCUAAUGACUGUGACCAGUACGGGCAGUGCAGGAACUGCCAGCACAACACUGUUGGCAGCCAGUGCGAGCGAUGUAAGCCCGGCUUCCGUGGUGAUGCCCGCCGUGGCACACCCACCGACUGCCAGCCUAUCCGCCCGACUGUCUCCUGCAACUGCAACGGCCACUCUGACCAGUGUGACUCUUAUGGACAGUGCUUGAAUUGCUUACACAACACUAUGGGUGCCUCCUGUGAGCGUUGUCUGCCUGGGUUUGUGGGAGAUCCCCGCCAGGGCACACCCGAGGACUGCCAGCCUGUGGAGAGGCCGAGGUGCAACUGUAACGGCCACUCCAGCCAGUGUGACGAGUAUGGACGCUGCACGAACUGCCAACACAACACAGUCGGGGACAGCUGCCAGUUUUGCAUGGAAGGUUUCACAGGCGAUGCCACACGCGGUACACCCCAGGACUGCACUCCCAACACCGUGGCACCCCAGGGGGGCUGUCAAUGCAACGGCCACUCGGAUGAAUGUUUCAGCGGACAGUGUGUGGAUUGUCAGCAUAACACGUACGGCCCCAACUGUGAGUUCUGUCUGCCAGGUUACUCUGGCAAUGCCCAGAGAGGAACUCCCAAUGACUGCAUACGAGUGACCCCAGACUGCAACUGCAAUGGGCACUCCUCCAACUGUGAUGAAUAUGGCAGAUGCCAGGACUGUCAGCAUAACACGUACGGUCCACAGUGUGAGUUUUGCCUACCGGGAUUCACUGGUGAUGCCCGAGGAGGCACUCCUAGCGAUUGUCAAUCCUCCACAGCUGUAGCCACCUGCCAGUGCAAUGGACACUCCAACAACUGCGAUGAGUUUGGAAGAUGCCAGGACUGCCAACACAACACAUAUGGGUUCAACUGUGAGAACUGCCUGCCCGGGUUCACUGGAGAUGCUAGAGGAGGCACUCCCCAGGACUGUCGUGGAGACCAACCUGGGCCAUCCUGUAACUGCUAUGGACAUUCCAACUCAUGUGAUGAAUAUGGGCGUUGUCAGGCUUGCCAGCAUAACACAUUUGGAGCCAACUGUGAGUACUGUUUGCCCGGGUUUACUGGUGACGCCAGGAAAGGAAACCCUGAUGACUGUGUCGCUGUGACCAGAUGUAACUGCCAUGGCCACUCAAGCCAGUGCGAUAGCAAUGGAAACUGUAUGGACUGUCAACACAACACGUAUGGUUCUCAGUGUGAGUACUGUAUGCCUGGCUUUGAAGGUGAUGCGCGUGGAGGUACUGCCAAUGACUGUCAACAGGCAGCACCCGCCUGUGAGUGCUAUGGGCACUCUAGCCAGUGUGAUAGCAGUGGCAACUGUGUGGACUGUCAGCACAACACAUACGGUCCUCAAUGCGAGUACUGUAUGCCAGGUUUUGAGGGUGAUGCAAGAAGUGGCACAGCUGAUGACUGCCAAAGGGCAGCCCCAUCAUGUGAGUGCUAUGGGCAUUCCAGCCAAUGUGACUCCAAUGGUAACUGUGUGGACUGUCAGCACAACACGUAUGGUCCUCAGUGUGAGUACUGUAUGCCUGGCUUUGAGGGCGAUGCACGAGGAGGUACUGCUGAUGAUUGUCGGCAGGCGGCACCCGCUUGUGAGUGCUAUGGGCACUCCAGUCAGUGUGAUUCAAGUGGUAACUGUGUGGACUGUCAGCACAACACAUAUGGCUCUCAGUGUGAGUACUGUAUGCCUGGCUUUGAGGGCGAUGCGAGAGGAGGCACUGCCAAUGAUUGUCAGCAGGCAGCUCCCGCUUGCGAGUGCUAUGGGCACUCCAGUCAAUGUGACUCCAGUGGCAACUGUGUGGACUGUCAGCACAACACGUAUGGUCCUCAGUGUGAGUACUGUAUGCCUGGCUUUGAGGGCGAUGCUCGAGGAGGCACUGCUGAUGAUUGUCGGCAGGCUGCACCCGCUUGUGAGUGCUAUGGGCACUCUAGUCAGUGUGACUCCAGUGGCAACUGUGUGGACUGUCAGCACAACACAUAUGGUCCUCAGUGUGAGUACUGUAUGCCAGGGUUUGAAGGCGAUGCGCGUAGAGGCACUGCCGAUGAUUGUCAGCAGGCUGCACCUGCUUGUGAGUGCUAUGGGCACUCUAGCCAGUGUGACUCAGAUGGAAAUUGUGUGGACUGUCAGCACAACACAUAUGGCCCUCAGUGUGAGUACUGUAUGCCUGGCUUUGACGGUGAUGCGCGUAGAGGAACUGCUGAUGACUGUCAGCAAGCAGCGCCCGCUUGUGAGUGCUAUGGGCACUCAAGUCAGUGUGACUCCAGUGGCAACUGUGUGGACUGCCAGCACAACACAUAUGGUCCUCAGUGUGAGUACUGUAUGCCUGGCUUUGAAGGCGAUGCGCGCAGAGGUACCGCUGAUGAUUGCCAACAAGCAGCACCUGCUUGUGAGUGCCAUGGGCACUCAAGUCAGUGCAACUCUCGUGGCAACUGUAUGGACUGUCAGCACAACACAUAUGGUCCUCAGUGUGAGUACUGUAUGGCAGGCUUUGAAGGCGAUGCGCGCAGAGGCACUGCUAGUGACUGCCAGCAGGCGGCACCCGCUUGUGAGUGCCAUGGGCACUCCAACGAGUGUGACUCAAGUGGUAACUGUGUGAAUUGCCAGCACAACACAUAUGGCUCCCAGUGUGAGUACUGUAUGCCAGGGUUUGAAGGUGAUGCCCGCAUCGGCACACCAACUGAUUGUCAACAAGCUCAGCCAGCCUGUAGCUGUCAUAGCCACUCUGACCAGUGUGAUGCCAGUGGCAACUGUGUGGAUUGCCAGCACAACACAUACGGUCCUCAGUGUGAGUACUGCCUGCCUGGGUUCUCCGGUGACGCCCGACGAGGAACAUCCAGUGACUGUGUUCAGCAGCAGACACAGCCGGCCUGCGAGUGCCAUGGACAUGCUGAUGAGUGUGACAGCAGUGGAAACUGCGUGGAUUGCCAACACAACACUUAUGGCUCCCAGUGUGAGUACUGUAUGCCAGGGUUUGAAGGUGAUGCCCGUGGGGGCACAUCCACUGACUGCCAAGCUGCCACACCAUCUUGUGAAUGCCAUGGUCACUCCAGCGAAUGUGACAGCAGUGGCAACUGUGUGGACUGUCAGCACAACACCUAUGGGGCUCAAUGUGAAUAUUGCCUGCCUGGCUUUACUGGGGAGGCCCGUAGAGGAACCGCUGAAGACUGCCAGCAAGAGCAGCCAUCUUGUGAAUGCCACGGACACUCCAGUCAGUGCGGCAGUGAUGGGACCUGUGUGGACUGUCAACACAACACGUAUGGCCGUCAGUGUGAGUACUGCCUACCAGGAUUUGAUGGUGAUGCCCGUAGAGGCACUGCUGAUGACUGCCGACAGACCCAGUCCACAUGCAACUGCUAUGGACACUCAGAGCAAUGUGACUCCAGUGGCAACUGUGUGGACUGCCAGCACAACACAUAUGGUCCUCAGUGUGAGUACUGUAUGCCAGGGUUUGAAGGAGAUGCACGUAGAGGUACUGCCAAUGACUGCCAACGGGCCCAGCCCACCUGUAACUGUUACGGCCACUCCAACCAAUGUGAUUCAAGUGGUAACUGUGUGGAUUGCCAGCACAACACAUACGGCUCCCAGUGUGAGUACUGCUUGCCAGGGUUCUCUGGUGACGCUCGUGGAGGCACCCCCAAUGACUGUCAGCAGGCACAGCCGACCUGCAACUGUAAUAGUCACUCUGACCAGUGCGAUGCCAGUGGCAACUGUGUGAACUGUCAACACAACACCUAUGGUCGUCAGUGUGAGCUGUGCCUACCUGGGUUCUCUGGUGAUGGUCGCGGAGGGACUGCAAAUGACUGUCGGCGGGAUCAGCCAGCCUGCAGCUGCAAUGGCCACUCCAAUCAGUGUGAUGCCAACGGCAACUGUGAGGACUGCCAGCACAACACAUAUGGCCCCCAGUGCGAGUACUGCUUGCCAGGCUUUGCUGGUGAUGCUCGCAGGGGAACGGCUAACGACUGUGUUCAGAACACACCCGAACCUGUCUGCAACUGCCACAACCAUGCCAGCCAGUGUGACAGUGCAGGCAACUGUGUGGGAUGCCAACACCACACAUACGGUGCAGGGUGUGAAUACUGUAUGGCUGGCUAUGUUGGUGACGCCACCAUUGGAACUCAGUAUGACUGUCAGUUAGAACAGCCAGCUUGUGAAUGCCAUGGACACUCCAUCCAAUGUGAGCUGGAUGGGACCUGCUUGGACUGCCAACACAACACAUAUGGCCCCCAGUGCGAGUACUGCUUGCCAGGCUUUGCUGGUGAUGCUCGCAGGGGAACGGCUAACGACUGUGUUCAGAACACACCAGAACCUGUCUGCAACUGCCACAACCAUGCCAGCCAGUGCGACAGUGCAGGCAACUGUCUGAAUUGCCAACACAACACAUAUGGGGCACGCUGUGAGUACUGCCAGGCUGGCUAUGUUGGGGAUGCUCGGGGAGGCACAACUAAUGACUGUCAGCUGCCCCAGCCUAGAUGCAACUGCUAUGGACACUCCAAUCAAUGUGAUAGUGCAGGGAGAUGUUCGAACUGCCAGCACAACACAUACGGUCCUCAGUGUGAGUACUGCCUGCCUGGGUUCUCCGGUGACGCCCGACGAGGAACAUCUAGUGACUGUUAUCAGCAGCAGACGCAGCCGGCCUGCGAGUGCCAUGGACAUGCUGAUGAGUGUGACAGCAGUGGAAACUGCUUGAACUGCCAACACAACACAUAUGGCCGUCAGUGUGAGUACUGUUUGCCUGGAUAUUCGGGUGAUGCCAAAACUGGAACUGCCUCAGACUGUGUACGCAAUGUUCCCGAACCCAUCUGUAACUGCAAUGGCCACUCCAACCAGUGUGAUGAUGAUGGCAACUGUAUGAAUUGCCAACACAACACUUAUGGACCUCAGUGUGAAUCCUGUUUGUCUGGAUACACUGGUGAUGCCCGUGCUGGGACGCCCAGUGACUGUGUACCUGAACAGACCACUCCUGUGUGCAACUGUCACAGUCAUUCAGACCGUUGUGACAGUGAUGGAAACUGUGUGGACUGCCAACACAACACCUACGGGCCUCAGUGUGAGUAUUGUCUGCCUGGCUUCACUGGAGAUGGGCGAGGGAGUACCCCUCAGGACUGCCAGAGGACACAACCAACAUGCAGCUGCCAUGGGCAUUCGGACCAAUGCGAUGAAAGUGGGAAUUGCCAGAACUGUCAACACAACACCUACGGCUCCCAGUGUGAGUACUGUAUGCCAGGGUUCUCUGGUGAUGCUCGACGAGGAACACCAAACGACUGUCAGCAGGCACAGCCAGCCUGCAACUGUCAUGGCCACUCUGACCAGUGUGACGCCAGUGGCAACUGUGUGAACUGCCAGCACAACACGUAUGGCUCUCGGUGUGAGUACUGUAUGCCAGGCUUCUCAGGAGACGCUCGCGUGGGAACACCCACUGACUGUCAGGCAACGCAGCCUACAUGUAACUGCUACGGCCACUCAGACAAUUGUGAUGAGAUGGGACGAUGUUUGGACUGUCAGCACAACACAUACGGAUCCCAGUGUGAGUUCUGCAUGCCAGGGUUCUCUGGCGACGCACGACAAGGGACACCUGAUGACUGUCGUGCUGCCCAGCCUACCUGCAACUGCUAUGGCCACUCCAGUAGCUGCGAUGAGUAUGGAAGGUGUCAGAACUGCCAGCACAACACGGAGGGGGAAAACUGUGAAAGAUGUCAGUCUGGCUACACAGGAGAUGCAACACAGGGAACACCCAAUGACUGCCAAGCUUCAGCUCCUUCAUGCAACUGUCACAGCCACUCAGACCAAUGCAGUUCUGACGGUGCUUGUGUGAGCUGCCAACACAACACCUAUGGAAACCAGUGUGAGUACUGCAUGCCAGGAUUUACAGGAGAUGCUCGCAGGGGAACUCCACAGGACUGCCAGAAACAGCAGACGCAGCCACAAGCCUGUAACUGUAAUGGACACUCUUCUACCUGCAAUGAACUGGGUGUUUGCCAGGACUGCCAGCACAAUACAUAUGGUGCCAACUGUGAGUUCUGCUUGCCUGGCUUUGCUGGUGAUGCGCGGAGGGGAACUGCUAAUGACUGCGUGCCUGAACAGCCAGCCUGUAACUGCCAUGGCCACUCUACGGAGUGUGAUGCUAAUGGCAACUGUGUGAACUGCCAGCACAACACCUAUGGCCGCGAGUGUGAGCUGUGUCUACCAGGGUUCUCUGGUGAAGCUCGCAGGGGAACGCCAAAUGACUGUCAGCAGGCACAGCCACAGCCACAAUGUAACUGCCAUGGCCACUCUGACCAGUGUGAUCCCAGUGGAAGGUGUUUGAACUGUCAGCACAACACCAUGGGCGCCAUGUGCCACCUCUGCCUGCCAGGUUACCAAGGGGAUGCCAAAAGGGGGACCUUCUAUGAUUGUCAGCCCACGGUGGUACCAGAGUGCAACUGCCAUGGGCAUUCUAAUGAGUGUGACAUUCUGGGAAGAUGCAUUAACUGCCAACACAACACAUACGGUGUCCAGUGUGAGCUAUGUGCCCCUGGCUUCUCAGGAGAUGCCCGACGUGGCACGCCUAACGACUGCGUACAGGACCAGACCCGGCGCUGCAACUGUCAUGGACACUCCAACCUCUGUGAUGACCUAGGCAGGUGCAUGAAUUGCCAGCACAACACCAUUGGUUUUGAGUGUGAAGAAUGCCGCCCUGGUUUCUAUGGAGAUGCCAGGAGGGGCACACCCAAUGACUGCCAGCCCCGUCAAGUUCAACCCUCUCGAUGUGACUGCAACGGACAUUCAGAACAGUGUGAUGCUUUUGGGAGAUGUAUCAACUGCCAGCACAACACUAUGGGCUUCCGGUGUGAACAGUGCCAGCCUGGUUUCCGCGGUAACCCCUACAGCGGGGCUGGAUGCCUGGCCUCAGACCCGCAGCCCAGGUGUAAUUGCCACGGACACUCUGAUCAGUGUGACGAUGAGGGAAGAUGUCUGAACUGCCAGCACAACACUUAUGGAGACCGGUGUGAGAACUGCGCACAAGGCUAUGAAGGAGAUGCUCGGGCAGGCACUGCAGAUGCGUGCAGGCUCAGCAACGUUGUACAGCCUCGUCCAUGCAACUGCUAUGGUCAUUCAGAUCAGUGUGAUGAGAAUGGACGCUGCUUGAACUGUCAGCAUAACACCAUGGGUCCCCAGUGUGAGCAGUGUUUGCCAGGUUUAGCAGGUGAUCCCACCAGAGGGACUCCAAAUGACUGCAAACCUCCACGCAGACCUUCUUGCAGAUGUAAUGGCCACUCCAACUUGUGUGACAUCCAGGGCAUCUGCGUGAAUUGUCAGCAUAACACAAUGGGAAGGAACUGCGAGCUGUGCCGCCCAGGGUUCACAGGCAACCCAUUAGUUGGAACACCUACGGACUGCCAGCCUGUGAAGCUGCCCUGCAACUGUCAUGGCCACUCCGACCAGUGCAAUGCAAGGGGAAGCUGCUUGAACUGCCAGCACAAUACUAUCGGCACACAGUGUGAAUUCUGCCAGCCAGGCUACACUGGAGAUGCUCGCAGGGGAACCCCAGAUGCUUGUCAGCCACAGGCACCACAGUGCAACUGCAACGGCCAUUCUGAUCAGUGUGACAGUCAGGGUAAAUGUUUGAACUGUCGGCACAACACUAUGGGUGACAACUGUGAACAGUGUGUGCCUGGAACUGUUGGGGAUGCUCGCCUUGGCACGCCGUAUGACUGCAGGAGGACCCUGGUUUGCCAGUGCAACGGGCACUCUGAUGAUUGUGAUCAAUAUGGGAGAUGCUUGAACUGCCAACAUAACACCAUGGGUGAUCGCUGUGAGCAGUGUCAGCCAGGCUUUUUUGGUGAUGCUCGACGAGGCACUAAUAACGACUGUCGCAUGUGUAUCUGCAAUGGGCAUUCCAGCCUGUGUGAUCAGUACGGGAGGUGCCUGAACUGCCAACACAACACAUAUGGCGAAAACUGCGAGAACUGCAAGCCUGGUUAUAUAGGUGAUGCCAAGGGGGGUACGCGCAAGGACUGUCGACCAGUCAGCCCUACACGGCCGCAGUGCCAGUGUCACAACCACGCUGACAGGUGUGAUGAGAACGGUUUCUGCCUGAACUGUGAGGACAACACCGAAGGCCCCCAGUGUGAGAGAUGCCAGGCUGGAUUUGUUGGGGAUGCCACCAGUGGACAAAAGGAUGCCUGCAAACCCAUAUCCCAGCCCAAACCCUGCAACUGUAACGGGCAUUCAACAACUUGUGACAAGGAUGGAAACUGCUUGAACUGUGAGCACAACACGGAAGGGCGGAACUGCGAGCGCUGUAGACCUGGCUUCUCUGGUAAUGCUAAGCUGGCCACAGCCGAUGCCUGCAAGCCUAGGGUGUCAUGUGACUGUAAUGGUCACGCCACUCAGUGUGAUGGUGAAGGCAAAUGUUUGAACUGCAAACAUAACACGGAGGGGGCCAAGUGUCAGAAGUGCAAGCCGGGUUACCGAGGAGACGCCACCCAGGGAACCUUUUUAGACUGCAAACCUAUCCCAGCAUGCUUCUGCAAUGGCCACUCUGACCUCUGUGACAAUUCUGGCAAAUGUCUGGACUGCAAGCAUUUUACAGAGGGCCCUAACUGUGAACGUUGCGCCCCUGGCUACAUUGGAGACGCUAAGAAGGGAACACCAAAUGACUGCAAACCUAAGGUUACGGAGACAAAACAGCCGACUGCUAAACCAGAGGUUAAGCCCACUGACAAACCAGAGGCUAAGCCUACUGAUAAGCCAGUGGUAAAGCCCACUGACAAACCAGGGACAAAACCGUGUGAAUGUAACGGCCAUUCCUCGACCUGUGACAGCAAAGGACAGUGUCUGAACUGUAAUCACAACACAGAAGGCCCCCACUGUGAGGUGUGCCGUCCUGGCUACACUGGUGAUGCCACCAAGGGAACGGCCCAGGACUGCAAGCGCCACGAGCCUUCUGCUUGCCCCAUGUGCAACGGCCACUCAUCAACAUGCCCCAAUGGCAGAUGUCAGAACUGUCUCCACAACACCGUAGGCCAGUUCUGUGAGCAGUGCUCGCCUGGUUUCUAUGGAGAUGCCACAUCUGGUACCUACAGGGACUGCAAGCGGUGCCCAUGCCCCCUGGCCAUUCCAUCCAAUCAGUUCUCCCCCACAUGCGUGCUGGAUGUUGAUGGCAAACCCACCUGCACAGCUUGUCCAGCAGGCUACAUGGGCAGGGACUGUGGAACAUGUGCUCCAGGAUAUAUCGGCAACCCAAGAAUCCAAGGCCAGACAUGCAAGAAAAAUCCAGUUGGUGCCCCCACCGUGAGAAUCUCACCCUCGGCACUCAGCUCAGAACCCGGGACAUCUGUCACUCUCAGCUGCGAUGUCAGCGGGGCCAGGCCUGUUAAGUUGUUCUGGGGCCGGAAGGACGGACAGCCUCUCCCACCACGCGCCCAUGUGAGAAGCGGGACCAAGGACUCCCUGCUGGUUAUUGACCCACUAGAGGACGCUGAUGCGGCCACCUACGUGUGCACUGCUGUCAACCCACUUGGAACUGGGGACCAGCAGGCAGUUGUGGACGUCAAGCCAAAUGAGUGAUGUCUCAGAAUGGAUGUGGAUAUGGCCAGGAUUGUGUUUGUCUGUACUCCCUUCCAUUCCCAGUCUGGGGCAGCUAGCAGAAGAACGUAGGCCAGUGAGCUGUGAAUUGAUACUUUCUUACUUACAUCAUUGGUCUAAAAUUAUUGUAACUGGAAGGGGGGGAAGGAUUCUGUAUGAUUCACCAGUGCUUUGGUGGUAAACCUGACACACAAUCCUUGCUUGCCAAGAACAGGCAACAUUCUUGCAUAAGGAUUUCUUCUUAUCUGUUGUAAAUUUGGAAGAUAAAUGGUAGGAUGGUAAUGUUGUCUCUAGGUCGGUAGAGUUGUUUUGGACUUUUUCAAGGAAUAAUAUCAGUAACUUCAGUAAGUAGCUACAUGUAUAGGGUAACG